GGGGGCUGGUGCCCGCCAGGUGGGAGAGGAGGGGAAGGCUACGCGCGGGGACAAAGGGCCGCCUCGCCCCACGGCGGAGUCGAUGCUCGGCGCCCAGCCUCGAGUCAGCAGAAAGCUCUGUCGGCAGCCCGAAAUGGCUUGGCCCCGUUGCCGGCCCCCUCCUGGCUGCGCCCCUGCAGUCGGCUGACGGGGGGGGUAACCCCAUGGGUGCCAAAGCCAAGCAGACUUUACCCACCUGGAGGCUGUUCUUGGACGGUGUUGGGAAUAAGGGAGAAAUUAACUCCGGUGCAGAUUUAGGUCGCCUCCCCAUCAAGAACAGAACUGGCAGCAGGGCAGGGGUUAUUUCACAACUUCUUUGGAAAGUCAGCUGCGUGGAGAUGGAGGAGAAGCCCAAUGCUGCAAAUCCUGAGACAGGAAAGAGCCCCACAGUCCCACAGGUGGGGAGCCAAGGGGAAUUCUGGGAAAGAACUGUCCCCAAAUUCCUGGGAAAGGGCAACUGGUUAGACAUCAGGUGUCAGUGCUUCAAAGAUUUUUGCUACUGGGAGGGUGAAGGACCUCGGGAGAUUUGCAGUCGCCUUCACCAGUUUUAUCGACAGUGGUUGAAGCCAGAAAAAAACACCAAAGCUCAGAUGUUGGACCUCAUGAUCCUGAAGCAGUUCCUAGCCAUCCUACCCCCCGAGAUAGAGAACUGGAUCAAGGACUGUGGAGCAGAGACCACUUCCCAGGCAGUAGCUCUGGCAGAAGGUUUCCUCUUGAGCCAGGCAGAAGACAAAAAACAGAUGCAAUGGAUGUUAGCCAAAACACCCACUGAACUUCCCAAGGCAGGCAAAGUUCCGCUGGAUGUCAUGCAGAAGCUGUUGUUGAGAGGAAUUGUGCGGGAGGAAAGUGGAGAAGCCACCUCACUGGGUAGGAAAGCCUCUCUGGAAUUCCAUUCUAUCCCUACUACUGGAGCAGUUGAAACAGUUGCUAUCCACCUUGAUCUGGGUACAGUAUCCUUCCAAGAGGUGGCUGUGGAUUUUUCAGAAGACGAAUGGGCUCUUUUGAAUUCUGCCCAAAAAGCUUUGUAUAGAGAAGUCAUGGAGGAGAAUUAUUUGAUGGUAUCCUCUCUGGCUCCUGAACACACCCGUCAGUUAGAAGAUCAUGUAUCGCUACCUAUGGAGGGGGAAGAGGUGGAAGGAGAUCAUGGUCUACACAGCUCAGAUGCACAUGGAAACAAUCCCACUGUUCAUUGCGCUCUGUCUCCUGCCAGCACUAUAUAUCUACAGCUGGAAGCAUUGCGAGGGGUAGCCAUGUCCCUACAUAGCAUCGCGUCCUGCAUACAGCUCCGCCUCAGUGAGCUGGCUAACGAGGAAGAAGAAGUGAUCUACCAGCUCUGGCAGAAUGGGGCACGUCGGAGGAGAUUUCUGGAGAUCAUUGGUAGAUGGAGGAGAAGAUCUGCUGAGCAAUAUCGGAUGCUCAUCCAGGCGCUGACUGAGACAGUACCAUUGCCGCGGCGCUGGUGGGUGUAUCCGGCACGAAGGCGCUGGUGGAGAGAACUUGUUCUAACAGUUUGGGACGACGAGAUGUGGAUUGCCAACUUCCGGAUGUCUAGAGCUACCCUGUUUGAGGUUGCAGAUCGUCUUCGUCCCCUGCUACAGAGACAGAACACGGUUCUGCGCAUUCCUAUUGCGGUGGAGGAGAGAGUAGCUAUUACUGUUUGGUGGCUCGCAACUCAAGCCAGUUACCGUGAAGUCGCACACCAGUUUGGAAUAGGAAGAACCACCGUGGGCAAUAUUGUUGUGGAGGUGUGUCUGGCAAUUGAGUUGCUUCUGAAAUGUACUGUCUGCCUUGGUGAUCAUCAAAAGAUCAUGGAUGGCUUUGGUGCUAUGGGCUUCCCCCACUGUGUAGGAGCAGUGGAUAGGUGUCAUAUCCCCAUCUGUGCUCCUUAUGGACAACGUGAGCAGUGUGUAAACAGAAAGAACUAUUAUUUAAUGUUGCUACAGGGGACAGUAGAUCACACUGGGCGGUUUAUUGACAUCGAAGUUGGGUACAGUGGCACUCAUCGUGACGCCUUUAUGUUUAGAAAUUCUUCUCUGUGUAAAGCUAUGGAUGCUGGUGUGUUUGUUCCCGGAAACCCAACGAUGACCUAUGGAGGUGUCACUAUCCCGCCCCUCAUACUCGGUGAUGAUGCAUACCCAUUGAGACGGUGGCUCAUGAAACCAUUUGUUGGCCGUUUGGGCCAUCGGGAGAUGCUAUACAACCGUGUGUUCCACAGGUGCCGAAAUGUGGUAGAGAGAGCAUUUGGGCGACUCAAAGCACGUUGGCACUGUCUCACCAUGCAGUUACCCGUGGCGGAGGAAAACGUUGUGUCAGUCAUUUCUUCGUGUGUGGUACUCCAUAACAUCUGCGAGACCAAAGGUCACCCGGUGACAUGGACACCUGACAGUGAGGUGCCGCCCUUUACAGUCCCCGUAGAAGACUGUAAGGCUCAUAGUCAGCGCCAUACAGCCGAGGCCAAGGCAGUGCGGAGUGCAGUAGCGGAUUUUCUGUUGGCCUCCAAUUGACCACUCUGCCGUGAAACUGUUCCUGCAUCUCAAGAAGGUGCUUAGUCUUCCCCCGACCCCAUAACCUGCCUGUAACUAUGAAUGUUAAUAUAAAUUAUUUCAAA
Molecule: messenger RNA, 2647 nt
Organism: Python bivittatus (Burmese python)
Lineage: Eukaryota; Metazoa; Chordata; Lepidosauria; Squamata; Pythonidae
Biological process (GO): regulation of DNA-templated transcription
Source: RefSeq, a predicted model, not a curated record